Acaromyces ingoldii is the source of this 1151-nucleotide messenger RNA. RefSeq names its product S-adenosyl-L-methionine-dependent methyltransferase. The record is from RefSeq and is a predicted model, not a curated record. The transcript has a single exon. Lineage: Eukaryota; Fungi; Basidiomycota; Exobasidiomycetes; Exobasidiales; Cryptobasidiaceae. Bases 28 to 1014 code for a protein of 328 amino acids.
GCUUUUGACGUUUGAGUCAAGCUCGACAUGGCGAAGGAGGAGGACAAGCGGGGGGAGGCGGUGCCGCACAAGCACAAGCACACCGUCGGCCAGGAUCCUGACAAGAUUGAGGAGAUCAUCGCUCGGAAUCGGCGGGUGGCCACCCCGUUUGUGCUCAACAAGUGCGAGGCCAAUGCGGCCAAGCACUGGAACCUUUUCUACAAGCACCACGAAGACCGCUUCUUCAAGAACAAGAACUGGACAGAGAAGGAGUUCGAGGUGCUAGGAGGAGCACAGAAGAGACAAGACGAGAUUGGAAAGGAUGGCGCAGAGGUCAAGCAGUCGGGCGACGAGGAAGCGAUAGCAGGGGAUGCUAUCGUCGAGGAAGAGACGGCAGGGCGAGGGAGCGUAUUGCUCGAGGUGGGAUGUGGACCGGGCAAUAUGCUCUACCCCAUCAUCAAGCGCAAUCGAGACAUCAAGGCGCAUGCUUGCGAUUUCUCCUCGCGGGCUGUCGAAAUUCUUGCCUCUAAUCCGGCCUUUGACCCCGACCGCAUCAACGCCUUUGUCCAUGACCUCGUCUCCACCCCUGGCAAAGAGCUUCGAGCCCAGCUGUCGCAACACCCCUUUGGACCUCCGACCGUCGUCUCCCUCAUCUUUGUCCUCUCUGCCAUCCCACCGCAGCACCAUCGCUCCGUUCUGCAGUCUCUCGCCGACUGCCUGCCCGAUGAGGGAGGAGCGCUGUGCUUUCGAGACUUUGCCCGUGGCGACCUGACCCAGCUCCGGUUCCACCAGAAGGCCUCGGCAGCCUGGGCCGAGCCUGCGCUCUUGAGCGAGGAGCAGGCCUUCUAUCGCAGGGGCGACAAUACCUUCACCUACUUCUUCGACGUCGAGGAGCUUCGCCAGCACGCAGAGGUGGUAGGCCUCGAGGGAGAAGUCAGCGUCCGAGAGUCGCACCGGACGAAUCGCAAGACCGGCGUCCACUUGCACAGACGAUUUGUCCAUGCCAAAUGGAGAAAGAAACGAACGACCGCAUAGCGUAACAUAGAAGACCUUUUCCCGCCUCCUUCGCUGUAGCUGCUAGCCACUUGUACUUUUACUUUGCAAUGACCAUCGAUCGGUCAUGAGGUCGAGAGUCUGUCUUACCAGCACAGGCGAGAAAAGCUAGCUCUACC